Molecule: messenger RNA, 2899 nt
Organism: Hydra vulgaris (swiftwater hydra)
Lineage: Eukaryota; Metazoa; Cnidaria; Hydrozoa; Anthoathecata; Hydridae
Product: transcription initiation factor TFIID subunit 3
Biological process (GO): positive regulation of transcription by RNA polymerase II
Cellular component (GO): transcription factor TFIID complex
Molecular function (GO): protein heterodimerization activity; p53 binding; transcription factor binding
Source: RefSeq, a predicted model, not a curated record
GCGCCUAGUUCGAAACAAGGUCACCGUGUUCAUCGGACUGUAUUUUCUCUUGUCAGUUGGAUAUUUGUGUUAUCGGAAGCAUCUGAUUCCGACAACAAAACUUAAACGCAGUUAAUUGUUAAAUAAUUGUAAAUUGUAACUAUCUCAAUGAAAAAUGAAAUAUUAUCAAUAAGAAACAAACAAAAAGUAGAUAAUUAAUGGGAUCCUACAUGGGAGUAAAUCAAAAACUAACAUCUAGAAUUCUUUCCAACUGUCGAUAGAGCAUGAAUGCAUUGAAGUAUUUGUCUGCUGUCCUUAUUGCUGUUCUUUUAAAAAUUGUUUAAACAUGAUAAAAAAAAAAGAAACUUUUUCAAGAGCUUCUCUGAGCUUAGCGACUGCACAAAUAUGUCAUUCUUUAGGGUGGCAUUCAAUCCACCAGUCUUCUCACGAUGUAUUAACUGAUGUUUUGGAAAGAUAUUUAUUGUUUCUGACUCAAACUGCUGUCAAGUAUUGUCAAAACUAUUGUCGUACUGUUCCUAAUCUUGAUGAUGUUUCAUUAACAUUUGAGCAGCUUGGUGUUCACAUACAUGAAUUGGAAGAUUAUGUGCAGCAAGUUGAAUCUUCGCCUGUUUUAAGACCACCACCAAAAUUUCCUUACUGUUUAAGUAACAACCAACUUCAAUUUAUUGAAGAUGAACAGUAUCCUCCUAAGGUUGAAGUUUUGCCCACGUCACAAAUUAAAGAAGAAUAUCCUGAAGAUAAUAAGCAAGAUGUGUCUAUCAAAGUUGAAGAAAUUGAGUUGCAACCUCGCCCUGAAGAUUUAUUUUUACCCAACAUAAUUUGUUCCAGUACAUCUCCAGCGACAUCACCAUCAGAAAAAAUAAUUCAUAACACUGAAAAAAAUGAUUUUACAAGGCCAGGUUUAAUAGUAACAACUCCAAAAGGUUUUACGCCAAAUCUUAAAUCACCUACAACAAUCGAUGGUUUUACAGAUAAUGAUGAAGCGCAAGAAAUUUUCAUAAAGGAGGAAAAACCUCCUCUGCCUUCCCAAAUACUGCCUAAAAUCACUGCCAACAAUUCGGUGGCUUCAAAGUCAUCAAUGAACACAAAUACAAAGUAUUUAACUGUAGCUGCAAAGAUUGAUCUUGAUAAGACUAAUUUUAAUCCUGUUGUAUCUCUAUCUAGCAUAAAUGACCAGUUACCUGCAAGAGAUAAAUCUGCAGUUAAAAAAGAAGGAAAGCCUCCUAAAUUGACUCUUUCAACCCUUCAAAAGUCAUCACCUUCAAGUGUUAUAAAGUCAUCUCCCUCAAGUCUUCUUAAAUCAUUUCCUUCAAGUCUGCCAAAUUCUCCUUCAUGUAUUUUCAGUUCUGUUGCUACAAAUUCACCCAAGUCUCCAUCAAGUCUUUCAAUGUCUCCUUCAAACUUAACAAAAUCUCUUUCAAGUGUUCCAAAGUCACCUUCAAGCAUACCAAAAUUAUUACCUUCAAGCUUUUCCAAACCCAUACCAUCAAACCUUCCUAAAUCAAUAAAUAAAAAAUUUAAUAAAAAUCUCAGUAAAAAUAAAGUUGUUAAGAAAUCUGAAGUUAAGGAAAAAAAAAAUGUUUCUAAUGAAGUUACUAUAAAACAUGUAAAAAAAGAUACUGAACCUUAUAAAAUGACAGAUAAUCAGUCGAGAAAAAUGAUUUUAACACCACAACAAGAACUUGUUUCUCCAACAACCCCAUCAAAAGCUGAAGAUGAAGUUAUAAGUCCAGUUACACCGUUAAAAAAAAUGUUUCAAGAAGAUGUGUUGCCGAAAUGUACUUCUCAUAGUGAAAAACAAGUUGAACCAGUAGUAGCUGAUCUUGUUGUUUCUCCUAUAAUUUCUCCACAAAAAACUUUUGUUUCAUCAAGUGAUACAUUACUUCCUUAUUUAGGAACACGUUUAACUGAGUCUCCUUUAAAGCAGAUAACUAAUGUAACAGAAGUUACGCAUUUUCUGCCUUCUGAUAUCCCUACAGAUAUGCCUGUAUUGACCUAUGAGAAACAUAUUGAUGAUGUUUUGAAUUUAACUGAAGGAAGUACUGAAAAUGAAGUAGAUAUACUUUCAUUAUCAAAAGAUGAGCUUUCCCCUGAUGAGUUACAACCUAUGACACAUUCAAGUGUUAUUUUUACAUGUGGGGAUGAAAAAAAAAAGAAGAAGAAGAAGAAAAAAUCUUUAAAGUCAGAGCACCGACGUGAAAAAAAACGAAAGCAUGAUGAUAAAAAAGAGACAUUUAUACCAAUACCUAAGUUAACAUUAAAAAUGGCGCCUGAAAUGAUAUCCGAAUCAACGCCCUCUAAGUUGGUUAUCAAGUCAGAAGUUGUAUCACCCGUGGUUUUAGUUCCUCCAGCUAAAAAGACCAAGAAACAAAAAGAAACUAAACCAGCUGCUGGCUUCUAUGCAGAAACAAUAACAAACACAUCAUCUUCUAUGUCAGCAGAUCUUUAUUAUUGUCCUGGCUGUGAUCGUCCUGAUGAUGGAAGUCCAAUGAUAGGAUGCGACUCUUGUGAUGGAUGGUACCAUUGGUCAUGUGUGAACAUAACUGUUGCUCCUGCUGAUGAUGCACAGUGGUUUUGUUCAAAAUGUGCACCCGCUUUGAAAAAAAGUACACCAGCUGUGAAAAAGAAGAAGAAAAAAAAGAAAAAAGAAAACUAAGGCUUAAUAGUUACUGAAGUGUUCAUUGUAUAGUUAUUUUGUUCAAAACUUUAUAAAAUUUUGUUUUUGAGCAACCCCAAAUUACACAAAUUGAAAAAGUGACGUUCUUCAAACAUCUUUAUUAUCUAUUUAACGAAAUUGUAUCUCAACACGAAAAAUUUAUACAACCGUUUAAUGUUAAAGUUUUAACAUUUAUUAUUUAUAGUAUUUUGAUUUAAUAGUUUAAUUAUAAAAAAUGUCUUC